Messenger RNA from Gossypium arboreum, 1453 nucleotides. RefSeq lists its product as uncharacterized. The record is from RefSeq and is a predicted model, not a curated record. Bases 761 to 1306 code for a protein of 181 amino acids. The transcript is spliced from 4 exons. Lineage: Eukaryota; Viridiplantae; Streptophyta; Magnoliopsida; Malvales; Malvaceae.
AUAAAAUUUCGAAUUUUCUUAUUCACUUGAUUGGGUGGAGUGGGUUGAUUGUGAGAAUGGUGGUUGUAGCCCACUUAGCACCCCUCGGAAGAAAAAUGUGAAAGUGGUCGACGGCUGGCCCAAAAUGAAAAAUUAGGUUUUCCAGUGUUUGUUUUGCUUGAAAAUCACUUACAUUGGUAAAACAUUUUCAGAAACAUGGGAAAAUGAGAAUGGAUUUUGGGGAAAAUGUUUUACCGAUUUUAUUUCUGUAAAACAUUUUCCAUCUUUCCUCCUCAUUCCAUCCGUCUCCUUCUUCAUCCAAUUAGACCAGUUCCCUUCCUGAAACAAAGCUCAAGAAUGGGUAAGGGCAACAAAAAAGGGACCUCCAAGCAAUUCAGGUGGACAAAACCGAUGGAACAUAUUUUUCGUGAAAUUCUAGCAAAAGAGGCCCAGAGAGGAAAUAAGCCUUCUAAUACUUUCAAAACAAUUUCUAUUAAUCAAUUUGCCGAAGCUAUUUCUGAAAGAUUUCAAGUCCAAUGUGAUGCGAAGCAUGUGGAAAAUCAUUUAAGGACUGUAAAAAACUAGUGGCAGAUUAUAUGCACAAUUCGGGGUGAAAGUGGUUUUGGAUGGGAUGAUAACAUGAAAAUGAUCACAUAUGAUAGAACGACAUAUGAUACAGCAGUGAUGGUAACUAGAGCUGAUCAUGGGUUGGGUGGCCCGGCCCGACUCGAAGGCCUGCCCCAAAAAUGGGAGGGUUUGGGUAAAAAUAUAGGUCCAAAAAAUGGGCUUGGGCAAAAAAAGAGUCCCGUUUAGAAAAUGGACUGCGCCUCGGGCACAUAAGAAGUAUGAACCAUUUCUGAAUAAAAGCAUUGAUCAUUAUGAUGAAAUGGCUUUGGUUGUUGGCAAAGAUAUGGCAACAGGGAGUUUUGCUAGAACAUUUGCUGACAUAGAUUUGGAUGAUGGUAACCAAGAUUCAGUGCCUAUAGACUGCGACAAUGAAGAGAUUGAAGAGGUAAGAACAAAAGUAUCUUCAUCUGGCACAUCCAAACGUAAAAGAAAAAAUGUUCAAGAAAGUGUCGUUGAUGAACAAAUUAAAUUUGAGGGUGAACAACUUGGCAAAAUUGCUAAUGCUUUGGAACAAUUUAUUGCGGAUAAGACACCACAUCUUUACGAAGAAGUGAUGUCGAUGGAGGAAGAAAGAUUUGAUGAUGACUUCUUAUGUUCAGUGUUUGAUUAUCUAGUGAGUCAUGAAUCCGAGGCCAAAGCUUUUUUAGUUAAAAGUAAGAAGCAUAGAAAAAUUUGGCUUAAAAAAUUUUCUCAAGGUUGAAGAUAUUGACACUUUUAAUGUGGUGUAAUAUUAGUUAUGCAAUUGGACAAUGUGUAAUAUUAGUUAUGCACAUGGACAAUGUUGUUGUUAUUAUAUGAUGUACUACUAAUUAUGCAUUUGGAUAAUAUUAUUAAUUUCUAGUAUUAA